CCGGCCGCCCCCAGAUACGCUCCUCAGCGCUCUCUACUCUCUCGCAGCCAAGGCACAGAUGGCGAUGUCUACGGCAGUGAAGGCAGUGCUGUUGCUGGUGGUGGCUCUGGCCGCAACCUGCUGGGCGCGCGCUGAGCCCCUGGGACAGCAGCCCAGCGACAAGGCCCGCCUGCUCAACGAGCUCGACUUGGUGGACGACGACGGCUCCAUCGAGACAGCGCUCAUCAACUACCUGUUCGCGAAGCAGGUGGUGAACCGGCUGCGCGCGCAGAUGGACGUCAGCGACCUGCAGCGCAAGCGCUCCUACUGGAAGCAGUGCGCCUUCAACGCCGUCUCCUGCUUCGGCAAGUAGGCGGGCGGAGCGCGUCGACACCGCAGCUACCCUCAGCCACCGCCACCAUCUCCCAGACAACGGCAACGCGCCGGCGCACUGAAGACGCUCCUCUGUCACUCCACGGGGGGCGACCUCCGCAGCCCCAGUAGUCCAGCCUCCCCUCUCUAGGCUAAAAACGUGUGUUAAACUUACUGAGACUUAGAUAAAUUUAUAUAUGUACAUAAUCUUUGACACUCGUACCCUUACAUCCCAAACAAUGCCAACUUCCUCAACUACUGUCCUGUCCCAGUGAUAGGGAGCAGAACUCAUCUGAUAAUAUUAUCACUAAAUUUGUGUGUAUCUAAUGUUCAAUUUCCUUGGCGUCUCUACAUCAUUUCCAAUUUUCACAAAAGAUUUUACAGUAGUGAAUGUAUCCUCAUGUCCAUUAUAUACUUCUAACCAAUGUAAAAGUUCAGUGCACUGGCGCGCUUUCGUUAUCUCCCGUCAUUAUGAUUUAGAAUUUUUACGAGUUAGGGAAUACUUCACCAAUAAGCCCGUUCUAUUAAAUCUAAUAGAUGUACAUAAGUGUGUUAGACUUCCCCAAAUAUAGUUUAUUAGCUAACUUCUUAUACCAACUGGCCCUAAUAUCAUGUCUGCUUAAAACAUACAUUUCCAAUUAAUUAAUGCAUAUCGUGAAAAAAAUCGUAAUGUAGUGUUGACUUCACUUUAGCAUCUUUGUAAGCAUUUAAGGUCAAGAAUAAACAAGUAUAAACAAUAA
Messenger RNA from Schistocerca serialis cubense, 1091 nucleotides. RefSeq names its product prohormone-1-like. Bases 59 to 352 code for a protein of 97 amino acids. Lineage: Eukaryota; Metazoa; Arthropoda; Insecta; Orthoptera; Acrididae. The transcript is spliced from 3 exons. The record is from RefSeq and is a predicted model, not a curated record.